Molecule: messenger RNA, 1028 nt
Organism: Aspergillus heteromorphus CBS 117.55
Lineage: Eukaryota; Fungi; Ascomycota; Eurotiomycetes; Eurotiales; Aspergillaceae
Product: SDR family NAD(P)-dependent oxidoreductase
Exons: 4
Coding region: 28-882 (284 amino acids)
Molecular function (GO): oxidoreductase activity
Source: RefSeq, a predicted model, not a curated record
CUUCAACCAAGCCACCAACAACUCACCAUGAAUCCCCUGGAAACACCCAAUCUCAUGAAUGUCAAGGGCCGUGUCGCCCUGGUCACCGGCGGCAGCAGCGGGAUUGGUCGAAUGAUCGCCCAAGGACUCGUCUCCAACGGCGCCAAAGUCUACAUCGUCGCCCUCCCAAGCGACCCCAUCGCCGAAACUGUAGCUGAGCUGAAUGCUGCCGGCCCGGGGAGCGCAGAAGGCUACCCCUGCGACCUCACCUCCAAAUCCUCCAUCGCGGCCCUCGCUCAAACUAUCACUACCCUCGAACCCCACCUCGACAUUCUCAUCUCCAAUGCCGGAAUCCGCCGCGACCCCCCGAUCGCCUGCAAUGUCCUCACCGCAUCCCUCCCCGACCUCCAAGCCUCUCUUUGGUCCAGCCCCGAAUCCGACUGGGCAGAAACCUUCCAGGUCAACACCACCGCGCACUACUUCCUCACCGUGGCGCUUCUUCCCCUCCUCGUCGCCGCCGCGAACCAGCCCCUCGAUAAUGGACAACUGGGUCGGGAUGACGGAAGGGGUGUGGUACUGCUGACAAGCUCUUGUGCGAGUAUGCAUAACGCCUCGAAUGUGGAUAUGAUGAGCUAUGCUACCAGCAAAGCGGCCACGGACCAUCUGGUGAGAUUGUUGGCGGUUAAGGUGGCGAGGUUUGGGGUUAGAGUCUUGGGGAUUAAUCCCGGUUUCUUUCCGAGUCGCAUGAAUCCUAUGGGUGGAAAAGGGGAUAUCUUUAAAGGGCUGGUCGAAAAGGUCCCCGCUGGUCGGGCGGGGCGGGCCGAGGAUAUCGUUGGGGUGGUGGUGUUUUUGGUUAGUAAGGCUGGGGUAAGUGGUGUCUCGUGGUUUUUCAACGAUGGCUGAACUUUGGGGGAGAUUUUGACUGCCAUUGUUGUUUAGGCGUAUGUGGACGGGACGUCGAUCUGUGUGGAUGGGGGAAGGGUUUUAUUGGCAAAUGGGCAGGAAUAAUGGGGAGGGGAAGGGUGGAUUGGUAGUAUAUUUGGAUUGUU